Molecule: messenger RNA, 1575 nt
Organism: Chanos chanos (milkfish)
Lineage: Eukaryota; Metazoa; Chordata; Actinopteri; Gonorynchiformes; Chanidae
Gene: rsph4a
Product: radial spoke head component 4A
Exons: 7
Coding region: 1-1575 (524 amino acids)
Biological process (GO): axoneme assembly; cilium movement involved in cell motility; cilium assembly
Cellular component (GO): radial spoke; axoneme
Source: RefSeq, a predicted model, not a curated record
AUGGAAUCUCAAGAAAAGGCUCUAAAAGAUGAAAGGGAGCGGGCAGCAAUCUCCUUUAAGGCUUUUCUGCUGAAAAACAGUCCAAAAACAAACAUGAAUCUUUAUGACCACCUUGCCCGGUUAUUGACUAAAGUGAUGGAUGAACGUUUGGAAAACGCCGUAGAUGUAAUAGAGGACUUGAGUCUUGACCUGAAGCGCAGCUUGCUUCAGGACGAGCAGAGCACUUUGCGAGAUAUUCCUCUCACCUCGGACACGGAGCACCUGGCCGACCAGCAGCGCGCGCUGUUUACACGCGGUGCAGGCGAUGAAGUUGAUCACGACGAAGAAAUGGUUGAGACACCCUUACCCAAUGUUGGAGAGGUGAGUUUUUAUCUCGAGCAGGCAGGGGUGGGGUUAGGGAGAGAGGAGAUGCAGAGGGUGUUUUUGGCAGUGAAACAGCUGGUAGACACACAGCCCCUGCAACGCUGCAGAUUCUGGGGUAAAAUCUUAGGCAGGGAGACCAACUACUUAGUUGCCGAGGGAGAGUACAGAGAGGGUGAAGAGGAAGAGGAGGAGUCAGAGGAGACAGAUAACGCAGAAAAAGAGGAUGAGGUCAAAGAGGAUGAAGAUGACACAGGAGUCGUUGAGGUGAUGGAUGAACAUCCCAAAUCAACCUACAAGCCACCUCCUGUAGUGCCGAAGGAGCCCAACCGGACCGGUGCAAACAAGUUCACCUAUUUUGUGUGUCGAGAACCUGGUUUGCCCUGGGUGAAGCUACCCUCGGUCACCCCAGCUCAGAUCACUGCGGCGCGGCAGAUCCGGAAGUUUUUCACAGGCCGACUGGACGCCCCUGUCAUCAGCUACCCGCCGUUCCCUGGAAACGAGGCCAGUUACCUCCGGGCCCAGAUCGCCCGAAUCUCGGCGAGUACACAGGUCAGUCCGCUGGGAUUCUACCAGUUUGGAGAAGAGGAAGGUGAGGAGGAAGAGGAAGGAGCCAGAGACAACUUUGAGGAAAAUCCCGACUUUGAGGGUAUCAGCGCUCACGAAAUGGUAGAGUCUGUUUCGACAUGGGUACAUCACGUCCAACACAUCCUGACACAGGGUCGCUGCACAUGGGUGAGCGUGGCUGAAAAACCAGAGGAAGACAUUGACGAAGAGGGAGAAGAGGAGGAGAGAGAAGAAGGUGCUGAUGAGGAAGAGCAUGAGGCUGGACCACCGCUCUUAACCCCCUUAUCUGAGGACGCAGAGAUCCAUAAUACUUCUCCUUGGAGUACCAGAUUGUCAUCCCCACUAAUCCCUCAGUUUGCUAUCGCUGUACUUCGCUCUAACAUCUGGCCGGGAGCCUAUGCCUAUGCAAGUGGAAGAAAGUUUGAGAACAUAUACAUUGGAUGGGGAAUGAAGUUUGCAGGUGAGAACUUUACCCCGUGUCUGGCCCCACCACCUGAGAGUGAAUAUCCCAGUGAACCUGAGAUCAUGGAGGCCUUGGAUCCCACUGUGGAGGAGGAGCAGGCAAUGGAGGCGGCUCAGGAGGAGCAAAGGGCGCAAGAGGAAGAGGAGGGCUUGGAGGGAGACGAGGAAGAGGAAGAUGAUGACUAA